Messenger RNA from Dipodomys ordii (Ord's kangaroo rat), 3166 nucleotides. RefSeq names its product vestigial-like family member 4 (gene Vgll4). The record is from RefSeq and is a predicted model, not a curated record. Gene Ontology annotation, biological process: negative regulation of DNA-templated transcription. Lineage: Eukaryota; Metazoa; Chordata; Mammalia; Rodentia; Heteromyidae. The transcript is spliced from 5 exons. Bases 441 to 1325 code for a protein of 294 amino acids. Gene Ontology annotation, molecular function: transcription coactivator binding.
UACCAGGCAUAGUGAACUUGCAGCGGGCUGCGCGCGGAGCGGCGAGCGGAGCAGAGAAUGUCGCUUUGUCUUAGGAAAUGUGCUUCGUGUUUUUCUUUUUUCACCCCUUUUUUAUUUUUUAACGUUUUCAUCUCCAAGACAGACUUGUAAAGACUUCUGAAACUCUUUUUUAAUGCUCAACCGAGGAUACAAUACAUACGUCUACCAAGAAGCCCUUGAAGGGCUUUCUGUGAGUCCGAUUCGUGUGUGUGUGCGUGCGUACAUUUCCCUUUUCUUUUCCUUGCACUUGUACGCGCUCUGCUCUGCUCAGCUGAGGCCGGACCUCGCUCUGUGAAGUUGAAGAGAAGGAGAGCCCGGAGCUACUCAGCAACCAUUUGAAUUUAGAAACUUUUGUUUUGGGGACACAAGCAAAGAGCUGGUUUUCUUUGCGAGCCCAAUAAAUGCUAUUUAUGAAGAUGGACCUGUUGAACUACCAGUACUUGGACAAGAUGAACAACAAUAUCGGCACUCUGUGCUACGAAGGUGAAGCCGCUCUCCGGGGAGAGCCCAGGAUGCAGACAGUGGCGGUGGCGUCGGCGCUGAGCGGCCACCGCACGGGCCCGCCCCCCAUCAGCCCCAGCAAGAGGAAGCUGAGUGCAGAGCCGGGGGACGAGCUGGACUGUGAAAACGACCGUGUCUCCAAGAUGACCCGCAUCUUCAGCCCGCACCUGAACAAGACCGCCAACGGAGACUGCCGCCGGGGGCCCCGGGACCGCAGCCGCAGCCCCGUGGACAGGGCCGCAGCGCCCGCCGUGAGCCUGCACAGCAGCCACCUGUACGCGUCCCUCCCCGGCCUCAUGGAGCAGCCGCUCGCGCUGACCAAGAACUGCGGGGACGCCGGCAGGGCGGCCGGCCUCUCCCCCACCCUGACCCCCACCGAGCGGCAGCAGAACCGGCCCUCUGUGAUCACCUGCGCGUCCGCCGGUGCCCGCAACUGCAACCUCUCACACUGCCCGAUCGCGCACAGCGGCUGCGCCACGCCGGGGCCUGCCAGCUACCGGAGGCCGCCCAGUGCCGCUGCCAGCUGCGACCCUGUUGUGGAAGAGCACUUCCGCCGGAGCCUGGGCAAGAACUACAAAGAGCCCGAGCCAGCGCCCAACUCCGUGUCCAUCACGGGCUCCGUGGAUGACCACUUCGCCAAGGCUCUGGGCGACACGUGGCUUCAGAUCAAAGCCGCCAAGGACGGCGCGGCCAGCAGCCCCGAGUCCGCCUCACGCAGGGGCCAGCCGGCCAGCCCCUCCGCCCACAUGGUCAGCCAUGGCCACUCCCCGUCGGUCGUCUCCUGAGCAACACCCCCUCUGGGGACGUGGGGACCUGCAUGGUUUGCUGAGCUUUGAACAGUCCGUGCUUAAACACAAACACAAAAAAACGACAGGGGCAGGGGGGGUUCUGUUGUUUUGUACUCGCUUGGUAUUUGUACAAGGGGCCUCCAGUGUGGCGGCAGGAAAGCGUGCGACACCGGCCCAAUGUAGCAGCCUCACUUCCUGCCUCGCUCACCAAAGAAACCUCGGCGCAGGCCCGUGGCCGGGCCGGGUCCGCAGCGCGCCCGCUCACAAGCCAUGGCCCCCGGCCAGCCACAUCUUCCUGCUUUUCCCAUUUGCUUCUUGAGACCUGGGCCCGCGUGUCCCAUUCAACCAGCGUGUGCAUGCGUGUGCGUGCGUGGGUGCGUGUGUAUACUUGAAGAGAGCUGUCGUGUCUGAUUUGCACUAUUGGAGGGGACAGGGGCUGUCUGCGAGAUGCGUCCUCUGAGGGCAAACUGCUGAGAAAACCAAGGGCUCAAGACUGAUACCUGGACCAUUCCCGCGCUUCUGCUAGCCGAAGCCGCCUCGGGAGGGAGCCGAGUACAGCUUACGUAGGUCAUUUUAGAUUUCAGGUGCUGGCAACCGGACUGCAGCCCCGGCCGGCCCCCGCGGGCAUCUCCCUGCUCUAACACUGCCGCUGCUGAGACUAGCGCAGAGCCGGAGGACGCUGGACUGCUUCAGAGGUCACUGUGUGUUCAUAGGAAGAGCUGUUUCUAGGCUGUACGGACGCCCUUGCCUACGCACUGCUGGUACAGUUGUGUAUUGGACGUUCACUCUGCUCACCGAGCGCCGCGGAGGAGUCGGUGGACGUCUGUCCGUCUGUCGUCACUGAGGUCCACAUCCCAGGCUGCGUUCCUGCCAGCUCCCCCGGGAGCUGGUCUCCAACUUGCCUGGAUGCAUGGACUGCUUCCUUUUAAUCCUGGCCAAGCAAGCAGAUUGCUGGCGAUGUGCACGAAGGUAUUCGUACGCUGGGGCCAAGUAUACAUUCCUGACAAUACAGUUAUGACUACACUCACUCUCACCUGGCUGUGUUGAUAGCUACUAACUAGAAAGUAGAGGCACGCAGGGCAGACAGGCUGGGCUGCCCUGAGCGGGGUCUCCUGUCCAGCCCCUCAGCUGUGCUACAUCUAGCCCGGCCAGGGCGGCGUGGGUGUCUGGGCCACAGAGCAUUGUGGACUCCUGGAAAUGGAAGUCCACGGCGCCGGCUUCCAGAGGGAGGGAGUACAGGGGAGCUGUGGAACUGUGGAAACCGGCAGCGCAGCGCAGGCUGGGGGCUGGCCCCUGUAGUCAUGGGGUGGCGGCAGGCCUUGGAGCGCAGAAAGGCUGCUGCUGCCUCCCCCACUUCUCCCACCUUCCUUCCCCCUUCCUCUCCCCUCCCCCCUCCUCCCCCGCAGCCCCCCUGCGGCCCGCCACACUUCACUCUCACUCUGGGCUUCCAGACUUUGGCAUUCGGGCCCCUAUAUUUCUGUAGGAAGAAAACUGUUGAACACUUUUUUAUAUAGGUAACUUUAAGACCAUCAUUACGCUGUGCGUAAAGAAUGUACAGAGAAAUUUGUAGGUAUUUUUUGAAGAACAAUUAAUUUGUUAAUGAUAUGUAGCUAUUUAAUUUUUCCCUUUCCUAUCAUAAUCAUUCUUUUUGUUGUUGUUGUUGCUUGGGGAAAAAAAAGUUGAUCUUUUUUUGUGUGUGUGUAGACGUCUGUAAACGUGCAGGAACACAGUCACCGUGAGAAAGCGGCGUCCAUGUCAAUAGCCACUAGUUUGUUAUCUGCAGGCUACGGGCAUCGCGACAGGAAAACCAUUCUGCGACUCCUGUCCCUGCGGGGGGG